This is a messenger RNA of Nerophis ophidion (straightnose pipefish), 4114 nucleotides long. RefSeq names its product protein phosphatase 1, regulatory subunit 3Db (gene ppp1r3db). Lineage: Eukaryota; Metazoa; Chordata; Actinopteri; Syngnathiformes; Syngnathidae. The record is from RefSeq and is a predicted model, not a curated record. Bases 200 to 1105 code for a protein of 301 amino acids. Gene Ontology annotation, biological process: regulation of glycogen biosynthetic process. Gene Ontology annotation, cellular component: protein phosphatase type 1 complex. The transcript has a single exon. Gene Ontology annotation, molecular function: glycogen binding; protein phosphatase 1 binding.
UUCAGUUCUCAUGUUAUAUGUCAAAGGCUGGGUCCAAAGAAGCCUAGUCUCAGGACAGGAUCAUCAGCUGCAGUGUUUUCUGCAGGAGAUGUUGGGUUUUUGGUCUUCUCUGGGGACUGUAGCAAAAAACGUCAAGAAGAAAACAUCUGACUGAAAAGGUUCGGUUUGUUUGUGAGGAAUCAUCGGCGCAUGUUUGGACAUGGCGUGGAGACACAGCAACACAGCUGCGAUGAGCGGGAGCCAGCUUCAACCCAUCAGCGGGCCCAGCCCCACAAACAUGUCAAAAACCACCGCCAUUAAACUUCGAUACGUCUACGAUCCCAAGCCUCAACUUCCCAAGGCGCCGGUCCCGAUCCGCCCUCCGAGCCCGAGACCCCCCUCCGCAAUUAGGGACUCCAAGCUGAGCUCGCACAGCCAUCCGCCGACUAAAACAAUCAUGAGGAGACGAGCUCAGUCUCUCACCGUGCCCGCAGAGAGGAGGAGUCUACCCAGGAGCCCGCAGGUUCGCUUCGUGGACUCGCUGGGCCUGGACUUGGAGGAAGUGAAGGUGUUCAAAGUCAAAGAGCGACCGCUGAUACCCCAGCACGUUAUGUUCAGACUCCUGAUGAGCUCCGAGAUGGCCUUCGGGACGUCCCUGGAGCUGUCCCUGCCUCACUUCAAACCCUGUUUCCCCGAGAACCAGGGGACACAACCGGACUUCCUGGAGCGCCUGCACACGCAGUUUGUGUGUCUGGACCGGGUCACGUGCACGGAUUUGGGAAUAACAGGCAUGGUUCAAGUGCUGAAUUUAGACUACGAGAAAAAGGUGGACGUGCGCUACUCUUUUACCAACUGGAGAACAAGUGCGGACACGACAGCAUCCUGGGUGUCGAGCAGGUCCCAGGGGGACCACGGCGGUCCAGGGACGGACGUCUUCCGGUUUCGUCUACACGUGCCGCCUUUCAUUUUGCUGCCGGGAGGACUGCUGGAGUUUGCCGUCCGCUACCAUGUGAAAGGCUCUGAUCACUGGGACAACAACCACGGGCGCAAUUACAAACUGACGUGCCACUGCUACAAGGUGACCGUCCCAAGGGAAUGUGAGGACAGUAUGCUGCAUUUCACCUGAGUCUCCACACGGGGGCGAUGCAACAUUUGCACACAGACACGCCGCACCUUUUCCACACGCUUCCACUAAUGCCAACAAUGCUGUGAGACUGUUUACUCACAUGGCAGUUGAUUUUUAUUGACUUUUUAACCCCGAUUGUGCACAAAAGAGGAAUUUACUGCUAAAGUCCGCUGUUGGAAAACUUUAUGAAAACACUUUGAAAUGUAGAAGUAACCAAUUUACAUGAAAAUGUACUACCUUGUUUCACCUGUUAUAUAAACCCCGUUUCCAUAUGAGUUGGGAAAUUGUGUUAGAUGUAAAUAUAAACAGAAUACAAUGAUUUGCAAAUCCUUUUCAAGCCAUAUUCAGUUGAAUAUGCUACAAAGACAACAUAUUUCAUGUUCAAACUGAUAAACUUUUUUUUUUUUUUUGCAAAUAAUAAUUAACUCAGAAAAUCAUGGCUGCAACAUGUGCCAAAGUAGUUGGGAAAGGGCAUGUUCACCACUGUGUUACAUCACCUUUUCUUUUAACAACACUCAAUAAACGUUUGGGAACUGAGGAAACUAAUUGUUGAAGCUUUGAAAGUGGAAUUCUUUCCCAUUCUUGUUUUAUGUAGAGCUUCAGUCGUUCUCCACUGUUGUAUUUUACGCUUCAUAAUGCGCCACACAUUUUCCAUGGGAGACAGGUCUGGACUGCAGGCGGGCCAGGAAAUUACCAGCACUCUUUUUUUUUUUUUUUUUUUUUUUACAAAGCCAUGCUGUUGUAACACUUGUCUUGCUGAAAUAAGCAGGGGCGUCCAUGAUAACGUGUCUUGGAUGACAACAUAUGUUGCUCCAAAAUCUGUAUGUACCUUUCAGCACUAAUGGUACCUUCACAGAUGUGUAAGUUACCCAUGCCUUGGGCACUAAUACACCCCCAUACCAUCACACAUGUGUAAGUUACCCAUGUCUUGUUCACUAAUACACCCCCAUACCAUCACACAUGUGUAAGUUACCCAUGCCUUGUUCACUAAUACACCCCCAUACCAUCACACAUGUGUAAGUUACCCAUGCCUUGGGCACUAAUACACCCCCAUACCAUCACACAUGUGUAAGUUACCCAUGCCUUGGGCACUAAUACACCCCCAUACCAUCACACAUGCUGGCUUUUGAACUUUGCGCCUAAAACAAUCCGGAUGGUUAUUUUCCUCUUUGUUCUGGAGGACACCACGUCCUCAGUUUCCAAAUAUAAUUUGAAAUGUGGACUCGUCAGAACACCUUUCCACUUUGCAUCAGUCCAUCUUAGAUGAGCUCGGGCCCAGCCAAGCUGGCGGCGUUUCAAGAAUUUUUUGUAAAAUGGGUUUUGCUUUGCAUAGUAGAGUUUGAACUUGCACUUACAGAUGUAGCAACAUACUGUAGUUACUGACAGUGGUUUUCUGAAGUGUUCCUUAGCCCAUGUGGUGAUAUCCUUUACACAUUGAUGUCGGUUUUUGAUACAGUACUGCCUGAGGGAUCAAAGGUCCGUAAUAUCAUCGCUUACGUGCAGGGAUUUCUCCAGAUUCUCUGAACCUUUUGAUGAUUUUACGGACCGUAGAUGGUAAAAUCCCUAAAUUCCUUGCAAUAGCUCGUUGAGAAAUGUUGUUCUAAAACUGUUUGACAAUUUGCUUACAAAGUGGUGACCCUCACCCCAUCCUUGUUUGUGAAUGACUUAGCAUUUCAUGGAAGCUGCUUUUAUAGCCAAUCAUGGCACCCACCUGUUCCCAAUUAGCCUGCACACCUGUGGGAUGUUCCAUAUAAGUGUUCGAUGAGCAUUCCUCAACUUUAUCAGUAUUUAUUGCCACCUUUCCCAACUUCUUUGUCACGUGUUGCUGGCAUCAAAUUCUAAAGUUAAUGAUUAUUUGGACAAAAAAAUAAUGUUUAUGAGUUUGAACAUGAAAUAUGUUGUCUUUGUAGCAUAUUCAACUGAAUAUGGCUUGAAAAGGAUUUGCAAAUCAUUGUAUUCUGUUUAUAUUUACAUCUAACACAAUUUCCCAACUCAUAUGGAAACAGGGUUUGUAAGUAAGGGUGUCCCGAUACAACACAUACCGAUAUUGGAGCUUUGAGUAUUGGUCGAUACCAACAUUGAUCUAGUAGGAUAUCAGCUGGAAUUAAACAUACUCUUAUUAUUUUGUAGUACUGGAAUGUUAGAAAAGGUUUUAUCAAGAGAAAUUAGUCAAAUGGAAAGACAUCAACCUAUUUAUUAUCAACUGUCUGGAACAAACUUAUGCUAUUUUAAGUCGAAGUGGAGUGGCAAUUGUUUUUUCUUCUCACAGCUAAUUUGGUUAAGCUGAUGAUACAGCAAGUUCAAUGAUGCGGACACAUUUGUUACUGGAUACUUUCUAAUACGCUUUUGUCAGGGAGAUUUUGUAUCUGUGAGUAAUACAGCUAGAAUUACUUGCUACGUGCUUGUAUUGACAAUUGUUGUGUUCUACAAUGCAAUAUAUAUUCAAUUAAGGACACUUAUUACGUACUGUAUGACUAGCUUGUGCGCUAUUGUGCGCUUAGCUGUGGUGCAGCUGCAAAGCUCCCAGUAGCCUAGAGGCUGACAUUUUCACCUUUUUGUAAAUGACUUAAGUAAAAUACAAGAAAAUAUCAAAUGUGUGUGCUUAUUGGAGGACAUUUAGAUGCUAACUGGCUGUUCAGUUUUGCACAAGUAAACACGCUGCAGGACUGCUUGUGUUCAAUUUCUUUGCUGGUGUCGGACUGAUCGGGACACCCCAAGUUUUGGAAGUCAAGGCUGCUUUUUAUUUCUCAAACGCUCUCGUGCUUUGCCCAAUAAGUGAAGUUGCACAACAUUUAAAUGCAAUGAUUGUAAAUCUUAAAAAAUGCACAUUUGCCAAUAAAACUAGAGCACCUUGGUCUGUAUUUUCCAGACUAUAAGCCACAUCUUGUUUUUUUUUCCUACGCUGUGAAUCCUGCGGUUUAUAAAACCGUGCGGUUAGUUUACGGAUUGUUCUUCAGUUAACGGCCGUAAUGUUUUGGAUUCAAUAAACAGUUGACAGAGACACUGAAA